Messenger RNA from Seminavis robusta, 1140 nucleotides. Lineage: Eukaryota; Bacillariophyta; Bacillariophyceae; Naviculales; Naviculaceae. The record is from the annotation of a GenBank genome assembly.
AUGUCCAGUCGUCGUUCGGAGAAGAAAAAUGCCUCGUCGCUCCUGGAUUCGGCCAAGAAUGGAGGAAAGAAGGGAAGUUCUGCGAAUGCCGGACGGGUGGUAACCUUUCUCGCUAUCCUGGGCUUGCUUGGGAUCGCCGUGGUCCUCGUAUCGUCCAAAAACGGUGGAGCCAAUGUUCCUGGAAAUGCCCUGCAAUCCAUGGCAGUCUCAACGACCAAUACCAAGCCAAAGAAACAGAGCGGUCCCAUGGCGGAUAUUCCAGAUUUCACCCCCGCAUUUACCAAGUACGACAAGUGUGUGGUCAAGUGGACCCCACCACCUCCCAGAAAGGAAUGGAACACCAAACCACUCUGGCUUACGUCCUUUCCUGGAUCGGGAAGUUCCAGCCCUGCCGGACAAGGAGAUAUCAUGAAACCUCUCAUCAACGGGAUCACUGGUCUUCCAGCAGGUGCCAAAUUCUAUCAUGCGUCCAGCAAAAUACUACGACGAUGUCACGGCAUCGACGAAACGGCCACUUGUAGCAAUGGACAUCCCCAAGUCGAUAUUGGUCCCGAAAAACAAAAGGCCAAUUUCUAUCAUUCCGCCAUUAUGGUCAUUCGCAACAUUCGGACCGCUUUUCCCGUAUUUCACAAUGACAAGGCCAUUGCCUAUCACGGACUCAAGGGACAAAUGCCAGAAAACGAAUGGCGGCAGGCACGAGAUACCUGGUAUUCGGGCGUCUUGACGGGAUGGAAGGGGGUCCUGACCACUUGGAAAGCCAUGAAGGCAUACGAUAUUGGAAUGUAUCUGCAAUACGAAGAAUUGAUGGAUCCACUACGAGGUCCCGAUGCCACUCAACGACUUGCCAAUCUACUCCAAUCGGCAGGGUUUACAGUCGCACCCAAGGAGGACUUGCCCUGUAUUUGGUUUCAAGCCAUCAAGGGGGAGUAUCUGAGACUCAAGGAAUUCCGACAAUACGAAUAUGGGUAUACCCUGCAACAACGAGAUGCCAUUGUCAAGCAAUUGGAAGAGUUCCAAAAGGAAAUUGUCAAUGACAAACCACUCGCCAACAUUGUCCAAGAGUAUAUUGACGACGUUCGAGACAAUACUCGGAUUGAUGUUCCCUUUCAAGAAGAUGGAUCUUCUGGAAAUGCCGCUUGA